Molecule: messenger RNA, 1311 nt
Organism: Ornithodoros turicata
Lineage: Eukaryota; Metazoa; Arthropoda; Arachnida; Ixodida; Argasidae
Exons: 1
Coding region: 1-1311 (436 amino acids)
Biological process (GO): DNA integration
Molecular function (GO): nucleic acid binding
Source: RefSeq, a predicted model, not a curated record
AUGAAUUCAGCAAGGCUUGGAGAGUUUGUACCUGGCUCCAACUGGACCUCAUGGCGGGAGAGGUUGGAAUUUUUAUUCGCAGCCAACGAGAUACAAGACCCAGCAAAGAAAAGAGCAUUGCUCUUCACCUUCUGCGGAGAAGAAACAUACAAUAAGGUCAGGGAUCUUCUUCAUCCUUUGACGCCAUCACAAGUGCCGUUCCACGAGAUAAUGCAACGUCUCAGCCGCCAUUUUGAAACUGGACCAUCGGAGCUACUCGGACGCUGGCGAUUUCAUAAAAGAGAUCAGCUUGCUCAAGAAACUAUUACGGAGUACGCUGACGCGCUCAGAGCACUCGCAAAGGACUGCAACUUCGGUAACAUUCCUCUGGUAUCACCAGCAACAACGGCGACGUCGUGCCUGUUAUUGAGUGCGUAUGGAUUAUACACUACUAUAUCGGCCAGGUGGUCAGCAUCAAAAUGCCGAUGCUUUCAGUCGUCUUCCGCUCCCCAGUGUCCAAGUGUCCACGACCAGGAGACGUCCACAGGUGACGUGUUGAUGCUCGAAGCUAUUGACUGUUACCCUCUCAAUGCCGAGCACAUUGCUAGACUUACUCAGCAGGACACUGUGCUAUUACUGGUACUGCAGGGAGCCCAAACUGGAGAUUUUUCGCAGUGGAAAGACGAUGCUUUCCAGCCAUACAAGCGACACAGCAGUGAAUUGUCAAUUUGCCGCGGUUGCGUUAUUUGGGGAUCUAGGGUCGUCAUACAAAGGCAGGCCCACAAGUUUGCUCUCAGAAUGCUGCACGCGAACCACCCGGGAGCCUCAGCAAUGAAAAGUACGGCUAGAAGCCAUUUCUGGUGGCCCGGACUGGAUCGCGACAUUGAGCUGACAGCGAAGACGUGUCACAAAUGCCAAACGUACGCGAGGUCUGCUUCUGCUGUCAUAGAUUCCCACUUCAAGCACGCCCAGUUACCUUGGCACACACUGCACUUAGAUUUCGCGGGUCCACUGGACGGGUACUACUACCUGGUAGUAGUAGAUGCGUUCACGAAGUGGCUGGAGGUGAGAAGAAUGAAAAGCACAACUUCCGCCAGCAUCGUGGGCGAGUUGCGCAAAGUGUUCGCAACGUUUGGCACACCUCGGGUUGUUGUUUCCGACAGCGCACCGAACUUUGUAUCUGCCGAGAUGGCCCAGUUCUACCAUCGAAACGGUGUCAAGCAUCGAACAAGUGCACCUUUUCAUCCAGCCACCAACGGUCAAGCCGAACGGAUGGUUGGCGAAACAAAACGAGCUUUGAAGAAGUUGCCGUCUUGCCCGCUUCCUUUUUAA